AUGGAUGUAUUCAAACAAGCUCUGAAAGACUAUUUUGUUUAUGAAGGUAAGGAUGUUAUAUACAUUAAGAAUGAGAAGCAAAGAGUAAGGGCUGCAUGUGCUGGAGAAUCUUGUCCGUGGUUGAUAUUGACUUCUUGGAAUAGUGCCAAUAGGUGCUAUCAAGUGAAAACUCUAUUUAAUGUGCAUAACUGUGGAAGAGACUUUGGAAGCAACUUAGCUGACAGGGCCUGGGUUACAUCCAAAUUGGUGAAGAGGCUUCUAACACAGUCUGAUAUGAAGCCAAAACAGGCUAUGGAACACAUGGUUGAGGAAUACAAUGUCCAUGUCAGUACAAAGAUGAUUAGCAGGGCAUUGAAAGCUACACGGGAGGUUGUAUUAGGCAAUGAGAGAGCUCAGUAUGGGAAAAUUCAGGAUUACCUGAUUGAGUUACAUAGAAGUAACCCUGGUUCAACAGCACUGAUGGAGGUUAUUCCUCAGCCUGAAUCUCUCCCUCUGUUUGAUCGGUUGUACAUAUGCAUGGAAGCCUGUAAGAAGGGGUUCAAAGAGGGGUGCAUGCCUUUAAUUGGAUUAGACGGAUGCUUUUUAAAAGGAUAUUAUGGUGGACAACUAUUAAGUGCAGUGGGUCAAGAUGCCAACAACCACUUUUAUGUGGUGGCCUUUGCAGUGGUACCGAAUGAGUACAAGGACACUUGGAAGUGGUUCCCGACUCUGUUGGCCGAAGACUUGGGAGCUGUUGGACAACAUGGGUGGAACUUUAUCUCAGAUCAACAAAAGAUACUUAAUGUUACUUAG
This is a messenger RNA of Arachis stenosperma, 792 nucleotides long. RefSeq lists its product as uncharacterized. The record is from RefSeq and is a predicted model, not a curated record. The transcript has 2 exons. Lineage: Eukaryota; Viridiplantae; Streptophyta; Magnoliopsida; Fabales; Fabaceae. The coding region runs from base 1 to 792 and encodes 263 amino acids.